UGGGAGCGGAUGCCUGAGUCGGGACACGUAAGAUUCAACUCACUGGGCUAGUGUGCUCUCCCGGAGGUCGGACAACUGCGUGUUUACAGACAUGCGAGGAAUUUAAUGUCAAGAAUACCGACAGAAAGCAACAGAAAGUGAGUUUGAGAGUCAGGGCUUGGACUUGGUUUGACUGCUGUCAAGUUUUUCAAAGUUUGGAAUCAAGUUGGGAAUCAAGGUUUGGAUCCUUCAUAACAUUUAUUCUGUGCAUUCUCAAUGGUUCGAAGAUUAUUGACGAUCAGGAGGUAGUUUUCAUAGUUGUUGUGACAUUUUGAAACAUUUUUAAUGAAACCACAUGCACAAAAGUUUACAUGAAGAGGGAAAAGUCUGGUUUUCGAGGAACGGGAAAGUUUGGACCUUGGUGAAGAACUGCCUUUUCUGCUGAGGGGGGAAAGCAUGCAUUAUUGAAACUACACUUCUAACUGCUACGGUGUGACGGCUGCUCACCUCUAACACACACACACACACACACAGAUGUCGGAGGAGGAGAACCGACUCGCUGCCAGCGCGCCCGAACCCCCUGACGGGCCAGCAGCGCCAGCCUCUCAGCCCUCCACAGUGGACAGCGCUCCCCCCGAGACUGGGACAGGGAAGGAGCGAAGACACGGGCAGGAAGAGGCAGCUCGGACAGAAACACCGGUCAUCUCCACGGAGACAGCAUCGUCCAAGGAUGAGGAGCCUGGCGUCAACAACAACAACAUCAUGUCCCAGCCGGACCUGAGCGCACCGCACAAGAGCAUCACGAGUCCACCAGACCCCAGCACACCGCACAAGAGCAUCACGAGUCCAACGGACACGAGCACACCGCACAAGACCAUCACGAGUCCACCGGACCCCAGCACACCGCACAAGAGCAUCACGAGUCAGCCCCAGGCGCGUUCCACCCCGUUCCAUCGCUCAGGCGAGAGCGCGGCCCUCCUGAGGAACGGAUCUCGGCCGCACACGCAGCAGCCGCAGUCCAAUGGCAUGAGGAACGCCGGCCCCUCGCUGCCCCACGCCGCCUCUUCCUCAUCCUCCUCUUCCUCGUCCGCGGGGCAGAAGAACCCCAAGAAGCUACAGUCCAACCCCUCCAUCACCAGCCAGACCAGCAAGCGCAGCAAGAGCAGCUCCAAGUCCAACAGCUCGCAAAUACCUACCGAGGCACAGGACGAUUGCUGCGUUCACUGCAUCCUGGCGUGCUUGUUCUGUGAGUUCCUGACGCUGUGCAACAUCGUGCUGGACUGCGCCACGUGCGGCUCCUGUGCGUCGGACGACGCAUGCUUCUGCUGCUGCUGCGCCUCGGAGGAGUGCGGUGACUGCGACCUGCCCUGCGACCUCGACUGCGGCAUCAUCGACGCCUGCUGCGAGUCCGCCGACUGCCUGGAGAUCUGCAUGGAGUGCUGCGGGCUCUGCUUCUCCUCCUGAGCCAAUCAAACGCCAGCUCUUAGCUGUCACUCACAUGCUGCCUGCACUCCUAUUGGCUCAGGGCCUCCAGAGGUCAGCCUUGGGCCCAGCCAAUGAGAGGAUCUCUGUUUUAGCUCUUCCGUCUGAAACUUAGCGGACACUUCAUCGUCAGCCCUUAGGACUCUAUGAGACGGCCGAUGGAGCAGUGACUGGAAACAGAAUUCGGUGCUCAGUGACUGAGUUUCGUCUGCACAUUUCCGAACAUUUCAACUUGGCUGGUUUUUCAUCCAAUCAGCAGCUGGAGACUCAGUCAUGUGACCCAGUGUGGAGACAGGAUGUGUGUGUCUCUCGUAUGAAAGCCCCACACAACAGCACACUGCGCUGAGUGGCACAAACUAGUUUUCUGUGGCAAGUUUAGUGUAGUUUCUCUGCUAAUUGUCAUUAGGAAUAAUAUUGUUAGCAUAGUUUAGUGGGAUCUUACUGGAGAUUAGCCCCUGUUAGCGUAGCUGUGUUGACAUAGAGAGGUCACACAGCUGACUGUGGGCCGUACCUUUGGUCAACAUGCGAUACUCUUCUGGAAUUCUUCAAGACUGGACAUCAGUGAUCUCGAUAUUAAUGUUCUGUGAUGUUUGGUACUCUUUAGAGAGAGUGUAAGGGUUAGCAUUCAUAAUAUGGAGUUACAAAUCUAAUGCUACUAUGGAGAAACAUCCAAGUUUACUAGCACUUCACUAACAAGCCUUAGUUUUACUCAUCAGUAGUCUAUGUCAGGAUGUGGGUAAGCAUCUUUACACGUGAGCUCUGUUUAUUCUUGGUCACAGUGGAACUAAAGCAUGAGGGUGCUGUGCUUUCCUUCUCUGUGUAAUCUUGUGUCUAAUUCUGUUCAUAGAUGGGAAGAGAAGCGUGUCAGAAAUGCUGGAAAAUUGCUCUCAUUCAUCUCUCUAUUCAAAAGCAUUUGAUUUCAACCAUUGAAGUGAAAUGAAAUAUCUUUUUUCUUUCUUUUAACGUUUCAAAUAGCCUUGUUUAAAGUGAUUAUUCUUCAGUGUGCUGGAGACAGCUAGAGACAGCCACAGGCAUUAGAGGCGGUAGAGUAGGUACCCGAGUCAUUAGUUGGAUUUUGUCUUUCGUGUUCUUUGAUCCUUUCAUCUCAUGUGAAAUCUGGAAAUGGUUCCGAGUUCUACGACGCCCCAGUAAAAGUAGGGAUCAUUAACAGAGACGUGUGUUUUUGUGUUCUUCUCGGCACUCAUGAAUACCUCAUUGAUGGGCCGGUUCUGCAGCUGUUGCCAUGGAGCCUCUGGUACAGACUAACACCAAUCAAUUAUCUGUUCUGUGUCCUUAGCCUCUGGUACGGACUAACACCAAUUAUCUGUUCUGUGUCCUUAGCCUCUGGUACGGACUAACACCAAUUAUCUGUUCUGUGUUCUUAGCUUCGCUAUGAAAACAUACUAAAUCACCAAACAAAUAUUCCAAUGCCCAACAUCAACAUGUACAGUAUGAAUAAAAUAAAAAUGUCCAAUGUG
Messenger RNA from Alosa alosa (allis shad), 2939 nucleotides. RefSeq names its product MyoD family inhibitor (gene mdfi). The coding region runs from base 514 to 1443 and encodes 309 amino acids. The record is from RefSeq and is a predicted model, not a curated record. NCBI's taxonomy places the organism in Eukaryota, Metazoa, Chordata, Actinopteri, Clupeiformes, Clupeidae. The transcript is spliced from 5 exons.